This is a messenger RNA of Achroia grisella, 751 nucleotides long. It is a transcript of the gene RpL10Ab, whose product is annotated as large ribosomal subunit protein uL1. Gene Ontology annotation, molecular function: structural constituent of ribosome; RNA binding. The record is from RefSeq and is a predicted model, not a curated record. Gene Ontology annotation, biological process: translation. Bases 69 to 722 code for a protein of 217 amino acids. Gene Ontology annotation, cellular component: large ribosomal subunit. The transcript has 5 exons. NCBI's taxonomy places the organism in Eukaryota, Metazoa, Arthropoda, Insecta, Lepidoptera, Pyralidae.
AAUUGUGUAUUUCAUGAAUAUUUUCUUUCCUAAUUCCUACGUUGAAUGUACUACAUCUUAUAAAAAAGAUGUCGUCUAAAGUAUCUCGUGAUACACUCUACGAGUGUGUAAAUGCAGUUCUCCAGUCGUCAAAGGAUAAGAAAAGGAAUUUUCUGGAGACCGUUGAAUUGCAAAUUGGUCUGAAGAACUAUGACCCACAGAAGGACAAACGUUUCUCCGGCACCGUCAAGCUAAAGUACAUCCCAAGGCCUAAGAUGCAGGUAUGUGUGCUGGGUGAUCAGCAGCACUGUGACGAGGCUAAACAACUUGAGGUGUCAUGCAUGGACGCUGAGGCACUCAAGAAGUUGAACAAGAACAAGAAACUGGUUAAGAAGCUGGCAAAGAAGUAUGAUGCAUUCCUUGCAUCAGAGUCAUUGAUCAAACAGAUCCCUCGUCUCUUGGGACCGGGUCUAAACAAAGCUGGCAAGUUUCCUGGGUUGCUCUCACAUCAGGAAUCUAUGACUCAGAAGAUUGAUGAAGUUAAAGCAACUAUUAAGUUUCAGAUGAAGAAGGUGUUAUGUCUCUCUGUUGCCGUGGGCCAUGUUGAUAUGACUCCAGAUGAGCUUGCACAGAAUGUGCAUCUUUCCAUCAACUUCCUUGUGUCACUACUGAAGAAACACUGGCAGAAUGUGCGCUCACUACACAUGAAGUCCACUAUGGGACCACCUCAGAGAUUGUACUAAUCUUUUUAUAAAUAAAUAUUGACAUCUAA